Messenger RNA from Calidris pugnax (ruff), 4893 nucleotides. It is a transcript of the gene GGT5, whose product is annotated as gamma-glutamyltransferase 5. Bases 238 to 1911 code for a protein of 557 amino acids. The record is from RefSeq and is a predicted model, not a curated record. Lineage: Eukaryota; Metazoa; Chordata; Aves; Charadriiformes; Scolopacidae. Gene Ontology annotation, cellular component: plasma membrane. Gene Ontology annotation, biological process: leukotriene D4 biosynthetic process; glutathione catabolic process; inflammatory response. The transcript is spliced from 13 exons. Gene Ontology annotation, molecular function: leukotriene-C(4) hydrolase activity; glutathione gamma-glutamate hydrolase.
AGGGUGCUGUGGUUGCUGACUGGUAGAGGCUGGAUCCCAGCUCUUUUAGCUCUCAUGUUUUGCAGAAGUGCAGAGGCGUGCUGCUUUAGUCAAGCCACAGGGGGCAGAGCACACUCCAGUGAGACCUCCCUCCCUCCCAAAACUGCCGGGAUCCUCCACUUCCACCCUGAGCAAAGCAGGCGCCUUCGCUAAAGGAGUAAAAGCCUCCCAGCCGCCUCCAGCGUCAUAGGAAUAGACAUGUCUACGGGGAAGAUCUGUUGCCUGGUGCUGCUGACCCUAGGUGUGCUGGCAGUGGUUGUUGCGCUCGUGGUCAUCCUGAAUCAACCCAAGUGUGGUCCCCAGCACUACCUGCACGGUGCUGUGGCUGCUGACACCGAGACCUGCUCUGUCAUCGGACGGGACAUCCUGAAAAGCGGAGGCACAGCCGUGGACGCUGCCAUCGCUGGCUUGAUCUGCACCUCAGUGAUGAACCCUCAGAGUUCAGGCCUGGGCGGUGGGGUCGUAUUUACCAUCUAUAAUGCCAGCACAGGAACAGUCGAGGUGAUCAAUGCCCGCGAGACAGUCCCACGAGUGUUUCACCAGGAUUUGUUGUCUGGCUGUACCAGCGGUUUGCCCAUUGGUUCCCGCUGGAUUGCUGUACCAGGAGAACUUCGGGGGUAUGAAGAAGCCCAUAGGAGACAUGGACGCCUACCAUGGAAAGCCCUGUUUGAACCAACCAUCAAGCUCCUUUCAGAUCCACUUACCAUUUCCCCAGUUAUGGACAAAAUAAUGAAUCACCAAAUCUUUGCCAGGCCAGGAAAAAGCCUGUGCCCGCUGCUAUGUGAUGGUGAAAGGUUUUUGAAGCGUGGAGAGCCCUUCAGGUGGCCAGCACUGCAGCAAACACUGAGAGCUGUAGCAGAAAAUGGAGCUACAGCAUUUUAUGAGGGACAUAUAGGACAGGCCCUGGUGGAGGACAUUAGGAAGGCUGGGUCCACUAUCUCACUGGAGGACCUUCAGACUUACAAAGCAGAGGUGUCCUCAGCUCUGAACAUUACCCUGAACAGUCACACCACAGUGUUUUCUCCUGGACCACCCAUGGGAGGUGCUGUGCUCAUGUUCAUCCUCAAGAUACUAGAAGAGUAUAAACUCCAUGAAGCAUCACUGGCGACACCCAAGGAGAAGGUGGACACCUACCAUCGCAUUGCAGAGGCCCUGAAGUUUGGCAAUAUGCUAAGACCCCUUAUGAGUGACCCGGCCUUCUCCGACACACAGGUGCCACUGGGGACCAUGCUGUCUGACCAGAUUGCUGAGCUUGCCAGAAGCCGAAUAAAUGCCCGAGGUGACCACCCACUCGACCACUACAACUUGUUGGAGGCCAUCUAUAACCACCAGUACAAAAGUAAGGGCACAAGCCACAUCUCUGUGCUCGCUGCAGAUGGCAGUGCCGUGUCCGCCACCAGCACCAUCAACUACCCGUUUGGUUCCUUUGUGUAUUCUAACCAAACUGGGAUCAUUUUAAAUAAUGAACUUGCUGAUUUCUGCAUAGCAAACAGAAGCAUUAAACCAGGAGAGAAGCCUCCCUCAGCAAUGGUGCCCUCCAUUCUCAUCUCCCAGACAGGAGACACGCUGGUGAUCGGAGGAGCAGGCGGGGGCUGGAUUAUCAGUGCUACUGCUAUGGCGAUUAUAAACAAGCUGUGGUUUGGCUAUGACUUGGAACAUGCCAUUUCAGCUCCCAUCAUGCAUACUAACGGUGUCAGUGUCCUGUUUGAGGAACAUUUCAGUGAGGAGGUUAGGAGCGGCCUGCUGGAAAGAGGACACAAAGAAGAAAAACCUAAAUUUGCAAUGAAUGUUGUGCAGGGAGUUUCCAAGGAAGGAAAAUGCAUCUCUGCCUACUCUGAUAAAAGGAAGCUGGGGAAGUCAGCUGGAUAUUAGCAUGAAGUGCCAUCACACCACCACAGGAGAUAAUGGAUUCAGAACAUGCUUUGGCUUGGACAUGCCAAUAUUGCCUGUUCCCAUGUGGAUGCCUCCAAGAGUAUGGGCAACACUUGUGAUUACACCUAAUUCCAGCAGACUGCAAGUCACCCCCAGGCAAUACAAGGACAGGUCAGCCACCCUUUCUUAGCGCUAUACCCUCCGUUACAUAUUUGAUAUUCAGAAAAAUAUAUUUCUUGAGCACAUCAGCUAUUCAGAAUAAGAGAAUACAAAGCAGGAAAGGAAAACUGGUCCAAAAUCCACUGUGAAAUGACCCGCCUGUAUCUGUAGAUCCUCAGCUAAGAGCAGAAUUGGUUCCUUUCAGGCUGUUUCCACAAUAAGCUUAUUAUUACUGGGGCUCAGCAAUGUGAAAUAAGUAACUGGUUUGGUUAUCAGGAUUACAAGAAGUCUCUGUAGGGUCAGGAUUUCAGAAUCUUAAGCAUCCAGGCUUAGGGGGUGGGUUUGAAAAGGGAAGGGAGCACACUCCCCCCUCACGGUUUUCGCAUCCACAGAAGCCCCACUUUUCCCAGAGGUGGCAGAUGAAAUCAGCGCCCCAUAGCACAAGUCUGCUGCCCCACUGCUCUCUGCCUUGGGGAUGCAAAGGACCCCACAAGCUCAAAGUAACUGCGCCGAAGCUUCCUUCAACCCUACGCACGGGUGCCUUUGAGAACAAGCCUCCCGUGGGGCAGUGUGAGUUCCCUGCUCCUGGGGUGGACAGGCUUCGGCUCAGUCCCCCAGGGGCACCUCUCCCUGUGGCGAGCGGAGUCCCAGUCUGUGCCACUUCUCCCUCCUCAGUGCCCGCAGAAGGUAAGUCGUUUGGGAAGGCAGGCAAGGAUUGGAGGGGAAGACGUGCUGGCUUUGGAAGCUUUAUAAUUUUCUUCAAAAGGCAAAGGAUGAGGAGGCUUCGUUUGUAGCCACGAGCUCAGCCUGGCCACGCAAACACCAGGGCUGCUGAGAAAUGAUGCAGCGCUGCCAGGCGUUAGCAGAAUGCUUUUCUCCCAUAGCCUAAGGACAUGCUCCAACUCCCCCUUUGCCACAACUAAUAUCUGGUGUUCCCUUAAGAUGAGAAGGAGGAAACUGUAGGACUACUUAAGAACUAUCACAGAGAGAGGAGACUUCUGGAGGAGAGACCUGAACACAUGCACCUGGACACAAAAGGUCUUUUGCAGUUCCUCCAUAACCUUGCCCUGCUCAAAAUGGCCAAGAGAAUGAAACAUUUAAGAAAAAAAAAAAAAAAAAACACCAAAAAACCCAAACAACAAAGCUCUUCUUAAAUACCCAAGGGCAAGUUCUCAAGAUCCCAAACAACUCCAUUUUCUGAAAGUUCAUGAGCUGUGCUCCCCUAUGGGCACAGACAGUAUUGUGUGAUUCUGAAAGCAAAGCCAAACCAGAGCAAGGCACUAGCAGAGCCCUCCCCUUUGCAUGUUAGUUCCUACCUCACACACAGCCCGUGGUAUUCCUAGUACACAAACAAACAAAAUCCCUUUGUAAACACCAUAACAAGUAUUUAAGCGUACACUAUUAAAAAAACCAAACCAAAACAAGGCCAUCCACACACCCUUGCACACAAAGCCAGAUAGAUUUUAUGUCUACAUUCUUACUCAUGAAGUUGUUCCAAUAAAGCCAUCAGCUUGUCAAAAUCUCAGCCUUCACUUGCAUUUUAAUGAUAGUCUGAGUGAAGCUGACUGGAGCCAAACAUGUGUUUGCCUUCAGAAAUCGUACACUAAGGACUAUCAUGUGACCACAGCUGCAUCAGAGCUUAAUGAAGAAGUUACUAGAUCAUAACCACAAGCACUUAAUCAUGUAUCUGGAAGACAAGUUACUUCCAUAUAGAGCCAGCUCCCCACACUGCUCCCCUCCUUCCGCAUUCAAGUGGAAUUUAUCUUAAAUCACAUAAUUUAGGAAGGACUACUGUUUUCUCCAUCAGAGCUGCUUACUCACUACAGAACUGCUGAAUGUGACUAGAGAAAGAGAAUGGGCAGUAUUUAUGUUCAUUUGGAAGGGGUUACCUGACAGUCAUAUUCAAUCUACAUAAUUUGCAGAAGUUUUCUACUUUCAUUAACUCCCUUACCUCAGCUGCCAGUUCCUGGGCGCAUUGGUUCUAGUGUCAGAAAUAACACCCCAACUGCAGAAUUGUCACAGGGGAAGCACUUAUGGGCACCAGACACCACCUGCAGCCCACAUUUCAGACCAGACAGACUAAAUAGACCGGAUGCUGCUUUAGCAAGUUCUGUCGUUAUUUCUAGCGAGCCCAACUGAGCUUCAAAAAGCAACCCCGAAGGGCACUGGCUGGACACAGGGAGAGCAGUUCUUGUUUCCCUAUCAGGCUCCAGGGUAGCCUUCAGCAGCACCCUGGGCCAUGCUCCACCAUGUUCCACUAGCAGGAAAACCGAGGCACCGAGCCUCAAAGUCCUUCCACUUCUGACGUACCUGAGAGUAAAGCACACCUCAGUAAUGCAGCCUGUGGAGUAGUGUCACAGCCACUUCCCACCACAAAGACAUGGGAAUAUUUGUAGUCCAGCGCUCACUGCAAUUUAACUACUUUGCUACUAACAUUGAAACUGAGCCAAUUAAGCAGUUAUAAAACCCAUCACAGCUUUAAUUUGCAAGACAGGAAUGAGAGUGCAGAUGGCUCACUGGGGCGGAGACUUCCAGCCCCGUAGUCAUCACCAGCAAAAGAUGUGGUGAAGCUGAGUUGUAGUACCUCCCUUAGCUCCUCUGCUCUUGCCAUGCCACCUCCUCACCGCUGCUGAAAUUUGCUUGGGUCAAGAGCCUCCCAGUUUGGUCCUUCUCAUUCAUGCUCUUGCCAACAGGAGAGCAUUAUUUUUGUACUUUGUCAACUUACAUGGACUUUUAAAGCAUCAUUGUACAGAGGCUGCUCUAUUUUCUAAUGAAAUCUUUAAAUUAUAUUUUUAAUAAAGUGUUUUUAUACCUGUCUGAAAA